GAUGCGAGCGCGACAGAGACGCAGAAGGAAACGGAGGGGUUCUCUCGGGCUGCUGGUCGUUCGCUCCACUACACAGCUGCGCACGCGUCUAUACCUAUAUAUACGUAUGCAUGUGAGAGCUGGGUAGAUAUGCGCGGGCAGGAUGUAGGUAGGCACAUCGACGUCGUGCGGAAAAGAGUAGGGGGUUGAAAGUCGUGCGAGCGAACCGCAGCAGCAGCGCCGCUAGUUCGCAGCUCAGUGUCAAAUCAGUCGUGGGUCCGAGCGGGGCAUCGACAGAGAGAGAGAGAGAGACAGAGAGAGAGAAAUUAAUACAAGGGAAGCGCAGACACUGCUCGGCGCCGAGAAUCGCCAAGACGACAACAGCCGGGGGUGAAGUAUCAGCCGAGUCAAAGCUCAGCUCUCGCGGGUGCAGCGACUCAGCCAGUUGACGCCGGGCCGAGUAAAAUUCAUCAGUAACAGCAGCAGCAGUUAGCCGAGCGCUAGCCCAGCCGGCGUAGCGCGCGGGCCCGCUAGCUGAGCAGCCAUGGAAGUCAGAUUCGCACUCCUCGUGCUGGCGAUCGUCGGCAGCCUGAUGGCCGCCGGCUUGAGCUCGAGGCUUGGCCUCAUAGCCAGGAUCGUCCAGCUCGGACUGGCCGCUGCUGUGGUGCCGCUGCUCUGGACCUAUCAUCGCAAAAUCUACAUCAUCCUGAGGACACUGCCCAGGGACAUAAAAUUUCUCUACCGCUAUGUCAACGCCGACCGGGAAACGCGACAAUUUGUCAAAAACAAUUCCACGGUGAUGAAGCUCUUCGUGGAGAGGGCACGACUCUAUCCCAACAAGCCAUGUUUCAUCUUCGAGGGUCGUACUUGGACCAAUGCUGAUAUCGACAAGUACAGCAAUAGAAUAGCAGCGGUUUUCAAGAAUGCCGGCUACGUCAAGGGAGACGCCGUGGCGCUGAUCAUGCCCAACAAGCCCGAGUACAUAGCCACCUGGCUUGGUCUCGGUAAGCUCGGCGUCAUCACGGCUCUCAUCAACACGAACCUGCGCAUGCAGUCGCUGGUGCACUGCUUGGCUAUCGCCAAAGUUAAGGCUGUCAUCUAUGCUGAUGAGCUGGAGUCGGCUAUCGACGACGUCAUCGAGCAGUUACCGAACUUUGAGCGAUACAGGCAAGGGUCCGAUGCCCCUUGCAAAGACGGUGUUCUGAAUCUGGAAGAACUCAUGAGCAAAGCUAGCGACGAGCAGCCCGUGGUGGAUGAAGAACCUGGCUAUAAAGACAAUCUCGUAUACAUUUACACUAGUGGAACUACUGGACUGCCCAAGGCAGCUCUGUUCCCGAAUUCGAGGUAUUUGUUGGUGCAAACAGCGACGCAUCACAUGCUUGGACUAAGGCCGAAAAGUGACAUAGUAUACAAUCCUAUCCCACUUUAUCACAUGUCCGGAGGUAUAGUGGGAACUGGCUGUGCUUUGGUCAAGGGAAUACCCAGUGUGUUGAGAACGAAAUUCUCUGUGACGGCUUACUGGACCGACUGUAUCAAGUACAACUGCACGAUAUCGCAAUACAUCGGUGAAAUGUGCCGGUACCUUUUGUCUGCACCACCUCGUCCGGAAGACAGUACCCACCCUGUAAGAUUGAUGGUCGGCAAUGGAAUGAGACCACAAAUUUGGCAAAACUUUGUCAACAGAUUCAAAAUUGAGCAAGUCACCGAAGUAUACGGAUCUAGUGAAGGCAACGCAAACAUUGUAAACGUUGACAACACCGUUGGAGCUGUUGGUUUCGUGCCAUCGAUCUUACCCAAAUCGCUUCACCCAGUCGCCGUGAUUCGUGUACAUCCAGAGACGUCCGAACCUGUCAGAGGACCAGAUGGCUUCUGCAUACGAGCCGAAACGAACGAGCCGGGCAUGUUAAUAGGGUUGAUAAAGCAAGGAAAUGCGUCGAGAGAGUUCAAUGGCUAUUUAGAUAAAGAAGCGUCAAAGAAGAAGACGAUAGAAAAUGUAUUUGUCAAGGGAGAUAAAGCAUUCUUGACGGGGGAUAUCAUGGUGCAAGACGAAUACGGCUAUUUCUACUUCAAAGACAGGACAGGCGACACAUUCAGAUGGAAAGGUGAAAAUGUAGCAACGGCCGAAGUCGAGGGUGUGGUUAGUAACGUAGCAGGAUACAGGGACACCACAGUCUACGGUGUUCAGGUACCCGGAAUGGAGGGAAGGGCUGGCAUGGCGGCAAUCGUCGAUCCGGACAGUCUCUUAGAUUUCAAGGCCCUCGCCGAAGGCUUGGACAAAUCUUUGCCAUCUUACGCGCGACCAAUAUUCCUAAGAAUCGUGAAGGAGCUCGAGCUCACAAGCACUUUCAAGCUGAAGAAGAUCAACCUACAGAAGGAGGGCUUCGACCCCAACAAAAUCCAGGACAAAGUGUACUUCAGAUCCGGAAACAAGGAGUACGUCGAGGUCACGCCCGAGCUCUACGAGGAGAUCAUAUCCGGCUCGGCCAAGCUAUAAAAACGACGAAGAAAAAAAAGAACAACAACAACAACAAAAAACGAGUCCUCGCGAUAAAUUACAAUGCGGCGAAAUAACAAGACAAGCGUAUGACAAAAGUAGAAACACGAACACAUGUAUAACAGACACACCCGACGGGGAGGUAUUCGCGCUUGCCGUCGUUAUGUAUACCUAUAAUAUACUGCGUUGAACCAAGAGAAGUCGCGGUACACACUAUUAUUAUGCGGAAAAAGGACUUUCGAAGAAAUUCGUAUACGUUGCAUUUCACGUGUUAUAACGACGAUACAACAAGUACGUCGUCUUGAACUCGCCCAUCGGCUCGAGCUCUUUCGACGUACGUUUCGUGAUAUUUUACUUAAAAAAAUAACGGGGAGAAACAUGAAAACCAGGCGAAUGUUUGAGAGAAAAAUAAAAAAAAAAGAUAUACACACAGUAGCGUUUCGUUUGCGUAUGUAUACUACUCUCUACAGUAGUCCAUUCAACUCGACUAUAAAACGAAGAUGAUUUGCAUUUUUACGAUACUCGCCCAUAUCGCUAAACAAACAACUGUCAUUAAAAUAUCUAUGAAAAAAAUUUCAAAACUAAAAAUUACAAAAAAAAAGAAAUCGUUAGGAGGAAGGAUGAGAUUGUCCACGCGGCGAUUCUCGCGCACUAUAGGGGACACAUUUUUUUACAAAAGAGACAUCGGUACGCGCGUCACGCGCGCGUUAUUAAUUAUGCAAAGCGACAUCAGCUCGGCGUACACACACACACACACACAGACACACACACACAUAUAUAUAUAUAUAUAUAUAUAUAUAUAUAUAUAUGACACGAGCUAGCGCGCGAAGAUCAUGCACAAUGGCGACGAAUAUGCGAUGUAGAAGAUUAAAGUCACGACGUAUUGUAGAUCGAGACAAGUUUACUCAGUUUGUUCUGUUGAGACGAGCUUUUCUCAUUAUAAAUAUUAACUGUUGAUGACAACGACACAGGACGAUGCGUAUUUUUAUUGCAAAAUGUGUAGGUGCCGUGGUAAUAUUGCGACUAGUUUAAUUUUGUAAAAUUUUAACGAAUUUAUCGAAAACGACCUUUGCGUGUAAUAUUAUGUAGUUCAGCUUUUUUUUAUUUUACGUUCUGUUUUUGAAACCUUCGAUAUGGCAUAAUGUGUUAAAAUUAUUAAAAAAGUUUUUUUACGUAAAAUCGUAACUGUGGAUGUACGAAUUAAUUAAUUGUUUACGUCGUGUAUUGUGUUUUCAUUUUGGAGCGAUAGUCACUUGAAUUGUGCUUUUCGAACAAAGAAACUUUAAGGCUUAUAAAUCAUCAGUAGGAACUAUUUUCAUAGACAAAGAGACACACAUUUUUUACGAGGAAAAUUUGUUUUAGAGAUGCCAUUAUAAUUAGUAUAAUGACGAGAGAAUCGUGCACGGUAUUUUCCUUUUGGCGAUGACGACGUUAUGAAUUCCGCGUUUGAAUUUUCGUUCUGAAUCGAGAUCGUAUGGACACAGGACUGUUGAUAAGAGAAUCUUGCCAAGAAUUUGUUCGUAUACACGACCGAUCGAUCGAAAAGAGUCGCAAUUCUGCCGAGGGAAGAACACUUGUCAAUUUCACAUACAAAAUAUCGUCUCUAUGAUCGUCGCAUUCUUAUAUAUAUAUAUAUAUAUAUAUAUAUAUCUGGCACUAUAUUUCGAAGCUCGAUUCGUUGAGCCCUUAAAGAUGGUACGAUAUAAGCCUCGAACGUGAAUAUCGAGCGUUUGUCUCGGUCUGUCACGUUGUCACUAUAAAAACUUGUAUAACUAAACUCACAUAUUUACUUUUUAAAUAGGUGACAAAGUAUAAAUAAAUAUAUAUAAUUUAUAACGGGGAUGAGCUGAGCUUUUUCUUUCCGGCAGUACAUUCGUUAUACGUGCGCGUACGUCUGCAUUAUGCGUAUAUAUAUAAAUAAGCGUAUAGUACAUGUGACGGUGUGCAUAUUGGAAUUAGCAAUUUGUGUAAAAUAUUUAAAUGGGAACGAGACAUCGAGACGUGGGUUUAGAAUUUUUCUUAUUGUAGCGAAAGUUAUCACCGAUCUUUUGUAGAUGAUUUGAAAUCUCGCCCUUUAUAAGGUGUCAGUAGGGGAAUCAAUUAGCUAAAAUUAUACCUUUAACGAAACUAACAAAAAAGUCUCACGCAGCUGUUAUACAUUGUUUUUUGUUUUAUUUUCGUUCGCGUGAAUUUGCAAAAACUGCAUGGCGUAAUGAUAAUUUCAAAGUGAAUGUAGCACGAAAGCAGCGAUUGGAAAAUUCAUUAAUAUAAGGUGAAUCAAUAUUCAGCUGUCAUAAUAUAAACUUUUCAAACCAUCAUUUAUAAAUAAAUAAACUGUACGCAUGAUGAAGCGAAGUCUAUCGCUUUGAUUGUAGUGAUAUUAUUUGUAAUUGAAAAUCUUGAAAUAUGAUAAAAAAUGGCAAAUGAUUACUGAAAUAAAUCACUUAUGGGGGCUUUAGGAAAAUCACUGUGUGUAAGAUAAGACUGAAUGUUGUGAGUGAUUUGUUGACAUUUUUUGUUGUAUGUAAAUAAAGAACAAUUUAAAUCAUA
Molecule: messenger RNA, 5023 nt
Organism: Nasonia vitripennis (jewel wasp)
Lineage: Eukaryota; Metazoa; Arthropoda; Insecta; Hymenoptera; Pteromalidae
Product: long-chain fatty acid transport protein 4
Exons: 11
Coding region: 524-2473 (649 amino acids)
Biological process (GO): triglyceride homeostasis
Cellular component (GO): endoplasmic reticulum
Molecular function (GO): long-chain fatty acid transmembrane transporter activity; long-chain fatty acid-CoA ligase activity
Source: RefSeq, a predicted model, not a curated record